Molecule: messenger RNA, 363 nt
Organism: Trichoderma harzianum CBS 226.95
Lineage: Eukaryota; Fungi; Ascomycota; Sordariomycetes; Hypocreales; Hypocreaceae
Exons: 1
Coding region: 1-363 (120 amino acids)
Source: RefSeq, a predicted model, not a curated record
AUGCACAUAAUACUCUACCCUCUCCGUAUCUGGGCGAAAGGAUGGAAUCGAAUUAGUACCUCUACUUCUAGUACCUCUACUUUUACAUCAACUUCUCCGACUAGCAUGUGGUUUCUGCCAUUUAGCCCUCAAGCUCCCACGUUUUCUUCCGGCACCGUCCCCACAAGCGUACUAGUAAAAGAGACCCAGCACAGCACAUGUCACUCACUGCACUUUGAGAUUAUUUUCCGGGGCGCAGGGAUGGAUGCACAUGCACACAUGGGGAAGGUCAUAUGGGGUUAUUGUGAUGGGCGGAUGCAAGUCGUCGACUUGAUAAAGAGGGAGGGUGAGGGUUGUAUUUGCGGUGGUUUGAGUGGUUAUUGA